CACGAUUCUUGAAAUACGUUGACGUCCGUGCCGCGCCAUCUUUAGAAAACAGUGAACCCAACACUGAAUGAAAGGGAGUUUUCUUCGUUUCUGAGAGCAGCUCGCUGUAUGAAGUGAUACCGUUUUAUCUCCAGGGGUUUGAUCGGUAGCUGUGGUCAUGGUCAAAGCUCAGCGCGCUCGGUGCUUUCUUGAUGUUGGCAUCAGUAAUGUGCUCGUUGGCAGAGUUGUGAUUGAAUUGUUUUCAGACAUCUGUCCUAAAACAUGUGAAAACUUCAGAUGCCUUUGCACAGGUGAAAAGGGCAUUGGCAAAGGAACCAUGAAACCCCUGCACUACAAAGGAUGUCUGUUCCAUCGGGUUGUGAAAGACUUUAUGAUUCAAGGAGGAGACUUCAGCGAAGGUAAUGGAAAAGGAGGUGAAUCCAUAUAUGGAGGAUUUUUCGAAGAUGAAAGCUUCGCUGUUAAACACAACAAGGAGUACCUGCUGUCUAUGGCCAACAGAGGCAAAGAUACAAAUGGCUCACAGUUUUUCAUAACUACAAAACCAUCACCACAUCUGGAUGGUGUCCACGUGGUUUUUGGUCAUGUGAUCUCUGGGCAAGAAGUGGUUCAAACCAUGGAAAACCAGAAAACGGAUCCCAAUAGCAGACCAUAUGCUGAUGUGAAAGUGAUGAACUGUGGAGAGCUCAUUCCUAAAUCCAAAGCAAAGAAAGUUGAAAAAAAGAAAGAGAAAGACUCCUCCAGUUCCAGCAGCAGCUCCAGUGACUCUGAGAGCUCAUCACAAUCCUCCUCUGAUUCUGAAGAAUCAGUGAAGGAAUCUAAGAAAAAGAAAAAGAAGGCAAAAAAGCUAAAAAAGAAACAGAAAAAGAAGGAAAAGAAAAGGUCAGAGGCUGAAAGCGUUGAAGAGAAAGAGCAAGAAGAGUUGGUUACAUCUACUGUGCGUCCAGAAGAAAUUCCACCCAUCCCAGAUAAUCGAUUCCUUAUGAGGGGGAAUAAAGAGGAAAAGCCCAGAGAGAGGGCUGGUAUACCGUAUAAUUCUCAGCCAUCAUAUAAUCGAAGACUGGCGAUGACACGAUCUGGGAGGAAGAUAAAAGGCAGGGGUCCACGGCGCUAUCGCACUCCGUCCCGCUCUCGCUCAAGGUCCAGAGAUCGCUCUCGGCGCAGCGAAACGCCUCCUCACUGGCGUCAGGAGUUGCAGCGUCAGCGCAUGAGGGCAGUCACUGGAGAGCGGUGGAUUAAGGGUGACAAAGGGGACAUGAAUGAAGCUAAGGACGAGGCUGCCAACGCUCCGAGAAGAGAGAGGCGAACCUCCGACACAAAGCAUGAACACACAGCUGAGGGUAAAAAAGACAAGAGGACUCGGUCCCAUAGAUCCAAAAGCAAAGAGGACGAGGGGGUUGAGAAGGAUGAGAAGCAUAGCAAACACAAGGCAAAGAAAAGAGAUAAAUCGAAAAGCCGCAGCAAAAGCACAGAAAAGAGUAAGCGGUCCAAGAGCCGAGAGAAGGGACACGAGCACAAAAGUGAUGACAAGAUAAGUCGAUCCACGAGCAAAGACAAAAACGCUAGCAAGAAAGAAAAGGAGUCAGAGCCUGAUCAAAGUAAAGAUAGAAAUAAGAGUAAUGACUCGGAUGAGAAAAAGCAGAAAGAGGACACAAAAGGGAGAAACGGUGAGAGAACUAGAACAAAGUCGCAAAGUAAGGAAAAAGCAACAGCAAAAGACGACCACAGAUCAAGUAGCAAGAACAGGGAUAGGAGCGGAGCUGCAGUGUCCAAGGACAAAGAAGAAAAACCUGAAAAGGACAGAGAGAGGGACAGGGACAGAGACCGGAGUCGGGAAAAACGACACGACUCAGAAAGGGAGCGUAAGAGGCGAGCGACAUCCAGGGACAGGGCCCGUUCGACAGGAAGUGCAGACAGAAAUAAGUCGAGAGACUCCCGCAGAGGAAGGCACUCCAGAAGCAAGAGUAAUAAAAGAGACAACAGCAAGGAUCGGUCCUCUCAGAGGAAGGACAAGGAUAGAGAAUCGGCCAACCGAAGGAGAAGACGCAGCAGUAGCAGCAGCAGCAGCAGCAGCAGUAGUAGUAGUAGUAGCAGCAGCAGCUCUGAGAGCGACAGAGACCACAAAAGGAGGAGUGACAAGAGUCCCAGUUCCAAACGGCGAGGAGCAAGUGGCCCCUCCAGGUCCAAAGACAGAAGGAGUCCAGCCAAACCAAGUCCCGACAGUACAAAGGACAAAGACCGAAACAACAGCAAGAGAGUGAAAUCCAGCUCCGACUGUGACUGAGCGCGAUGAUGUACUAAUACAACGCAUUGGGAAUACUGUUUGUCCCAAUUUUAUCCCAAUUGCAUGUGUGCUAGGAGGCAUUCGCUUUCCAUGGAGACGGGGACAUGUCCACGUUCCUCAUUCAGUGUGCAGACUCCCAUUCCUCCCGUCAUCCAAAGCAAACAUGAUUGUUCAAGAGUCUGUCAAACGUUUUUUUUUUUUUUUUUUUUAUUGUUUGGAACUAGCUGAGAACCAUUAAAGUUGCCGUGGCAGAUUGCAGCACCGUGCAAGCUUUAGUGGAGCGCUUAAUCUGACCCUGAAUGAAUGGAUCGUGGAUUUGUCCCCUCAAUCGAGUGCGUAACACUGCUGAUGUGAAGCUGAAGCUACACAGCCAGUCUGAGGAGGGAUCUUACUCCUAGAAUUUGUUAUUAAAAGUUAAUUAACGCCGGUUUUUGGGGGGGGGGGGGGGGGAGGUGUAAGGACUCUGUUUGGCCAACGCCUAAUUGUCGAGUUCUUUUUUACAAUUGUCAAUCUGGAAGAGAACACUUAAUUUCCUGCAUGCUUAGCCCUCAUUUGAUGAAAUUUGUACAUCCAUUACUUUUUUUGGGACAUCGUGACCUUGUACUGUAAUCCUAUUUGUUAACCGGUUUUGAAAUGCCUCUGGUUUGUUUGUUUUUGGAAAAAAAUGUCAGUCAUGUUGCAAGUUCAACUGGAAAUCACUGUAUGAAUUGUGUUUUGUGCAAGUCGAUUUUAAGUAGUACUGCUGUGUAGGAAAAAUUAAAAAGCUCAACUUUGA
This is a messenger RNA of Pungitius pungitius (ninespine stickleback), 3056 nucleotides long. RefSeq names its product peptidylprolyl isomerase G (cyclophilin G) (gene ppig). The transcript is spliced from 13 exons. The record is from RefSeq and is a predicted model, not a curated record. Lineage: Eukaryota; Metazoa; Chordata; Actinopteri; Perciformes; Gasterosteidae. Gene Ontology annotation, molecular function: peptidyl-prolyl cis-trans isomerase activity. Bases 158 to 2281 code for a protein of 707 amino acids. Gene Ontology annotation, biological process: protein folding; protein peptidyl-prolyl isomerization.